CCGGAGAGAAAGGGUUAAUUGGAGUAGGAAUUUCAUCGCACAUCUGUCAGAUUUUUAAGGCCGUGACGCACUGAAAGCAGAGAGUCAAUGUGAGCAAAAAGGGGAGGAGGAGGAGGAGGAGGAGGAGGAGAAGGAGAAAGAGUUGGUGGUGAGAUCGAUGAAGUGGCAGGCAGAGGGAGGAGGAAAAUCUCACGAGAUAAUGAAAGAAAAAGAGGAGAGCUGCUGCUGCUGCUAGUGGAGGGGGGAAAAAAGGAAGAGAGAGAAAAGAAAACGAGGCUAGACCCUGAGAUUUUUUGGAGUGGAGAAAACAAAGACAAACGGAGAGAGCGCAGACAGACACGGAGAGAGAGAGAAAGAGAGAGAGAGAGAUUUGUGGUCCGUAAACCUGCAGAUGGUUUUUUUUUUGGUUUUGGUGAAUGUAGCACCCCGGGGCGCAGCGGACCAAUUGUGUGAAUCUGCAGAGAGAGAGGCUGCUCGGCGACACAAUCGGAGACGAUGCACAGGACGGACAACAGCCGCGGACGCGCUCUGAGAAGUGGAGAAUAAAAAGGCACAAAGCGAGGCUUCUGCCGAGGAACACAGCUGAGCACCAAAGAGACAGACAGACAGAGACAGAGAGCGCAGAGCGUUGAUGCACAAGUGAGGAGAAGAAGAGGAAAAAUCGCAGUUAAAGCUCCUGAUGCUCUUGCAAACUGGUUUUCUGGGAGUUUGAGGGAGUUUGAAGACAGUACUUAACGUUAUCAGAUAAUUAAUUAGACACCCCAUAAGCCCGGAAAUCAAUUAAUUCACAAAUCAAUAAAUCCAUAGUCUGGUGUAACGAGAGACCUUCCAGACUGUUAGCCCUGCUGCUGAACAACAAUAACAAGAAGAAGAGCAACAACAACAACACACACGGGGUGAGAAAUUUAUUUGCUGAAGCUGAAGAUGGAUGGGGGUCUAGGGGAGAUGUCCCUCCACAGCCACUCUGAUCUGGCUCACACCCAGGACGGCAGAGCCAUGCUGCACUCGCGGGACCUUUCAGCUGCUUUCCCCAGGCCUUCCCUCGGGGGCCCCUCCAUGUCCCUGGAGCCGGAGCCCCGUCCACCGGGCUUCGACCACUCCAUGUCCGCACUGGGCUACAGCGGCGACUCCCCGUCCAGCUCCGGCAGCACCUACACCACCCUGACCCCCCUGCAGCCCUUUGACGACAAGUUCCACCACCACCAUCACCACCACCCCUGCCUCCCCGUCAGCAAUGUCAUCGGCAGCUUCACCCUCAUGCGUGAGGACCGGGCACACCUCAGUACCAACUUCUACAACCCCUAUGGCAAGGACUUGGCCAUGUCCCAAAGUCUGUCGCCCCCCUCCACGGGUUCAGGCCUGGGCUCAUCCAUGCACGGCUAUGGCAGCUUGGGCAACAGCCCAAAUGGCAACGGUGGACAGAUGCUCCACGGUGGCUACGACGUCCACGGGGGGAGCCUCUUCUGCCGGACAUCGGAUUUUGGCCGUGAGAUGUCGCCACCAGGCCUAGGAGGAGGCGAUGUGUCAGUGGGGCAUCAGCUGAACAAAAUGGAUGCUCACCAGCACGCCCCCAGCCACCAUCCUCACAUCUACAGCCAGCACUACCAGCCCCACCAUCACCCAAGCCAGCAGGCCUCCAAGAUGGGCGAGCACCUGCACUCCUCAUCGUCCGCCUCGUCCUCGCCCGGCGAGGGCAUGCUGCCGGGCGGCGGAGGAGGCGGCGGGGAGGAGAUCAACACCAGGGAUGUGGCCCAGAGGAUCAUCACCGAGCUGAAGAGGUACAGCAUCCCCCAGGCCAUCUUUGCCGAGAGGGUUCUGUGUAGGUCACAGGGCACUCUGUCUGACCUCCUGAGGAACCCCAAGCCCUGGGGCAAGCUCAAGUCCGGCCGCGAGACCUUUAAGAGGAUGUCCCGCUGGCUCCAGGAACCCGAGUUUCAAAGAAUGGCCUCGCUUCGGCUGGAGGCCUGCAAGCGAAAGGAGCAGGAGCAGAGCAAGCUAGAGCGCAACCAGGGCCCGAAGCGAACCAGGCUGGUGUUCACGGAUCUGCAGCGGCGCACGCUCCUGGCCAUCUUCAGGGAGAACCAUCGCCCGACCAAAGAGCUGCAGGUCACCAUCUCCCAGCAGCUGGGCUUGGAGCUGUCCACCGUCAGCAACUUCUUCAUGAACGCCCGCCGACGCAACGUCAACAAGUGGGCGGACGAGGGCCGCCCUUCCUCCACGGGUUCCUCGGGCUCCAGCGUUUCCUCCUCCGCAGUGUCCUGCAGCACGGCAUGAUGACGGACCGCCAAGGAGGUGCGGUUGGGGAGGGCGCUGAGGGAGCAAGGGGGCACAUAGACUGGUCUAGGCAGAGAUCAGCCGUAAUAAAUGUCCUCCUCGUUAUCAGAAGGAGCGACGGAGCCAGCUAUUAUAGAUGAUUUUAUGAAGAUGAAGCAUUUUCCCAAACCAAAGUCGAUCGCUCCCUUGAAAUAGAAGGGGGCGAUACCCAGAGUGAUAUGAUCGCAGGACGUGAGGUCCUGCUUGUAUAGUCAAGGGUGAAAAGAUGAUUUGACUCAAAGAAGAGUCACACCCUUACAUAGACACCAUCUCAUUGCAUUAUUUUGAUUAUCUAGAUUAGAGAUAAUGAGGGUAUUACAAAUCAGGAGAAAGCAUAUUUUGGUGUACCUUCAAAUCUAUAGUCAUCUCUCCAAACGUGAAGAAUCAAGAGGUGCCGUUUGCUCACAUCUGGAGAGCUCCAUUGUGUAACUUAAUCAAAAGUGUUCACCAUCAUCCAAAGACGUUAAUCCCCCCUCCCCAAUGUUCUUAUGGUCCUGCUUUUCCUCAAGAAUCAUGGUGAAAGAGGAAAAAAAGGCAUUUUUUUAACUUUCCAUUUUUUUUUCCUGAAGAGCCUAAUUCCCCUUUCUUAGCAUGUGUUUCCAUGGUGAUAGUUCCCAGGACUGUAUGGCGAUGUUCCAAGUUCGGAGCCAGGAAUUAUCUCGAGGGUUCUGUAAGCGUCCGUGACUCCCAGGUGUCAAUCAUUUACCAUCAACAGGAGCCUUUUUUCCCCCCUGUAUUUCGUGAAGACGGUCCCCGCCUUUGAAUGAAUCAGAGUUUUCGAAGGCGGGGGUUGGGGGUGGGGGUGAACCGCAGUGCAUCUCGCCGUACGCCAGGACAGAAUCAAUAAACGCAAGCAGGACGCAGGAACAGGAACUCGCCGGUGUGCAACUGUCUAGCUUUAAGACUCAGUGAGCUUCCAAAUGAAAGCUCCACGGCCAUUUUUUUGACUCCAAAUCAAGCCAAAAAAAAAAAAAAAAACGAAAAACAAAAAAAAAAAAAAAAAACGAAAAAUGAAAAAAUGAAAAACAACCUUUGAACACAAAGGCUCCAACGGGGGAAGAGAUACACCUGACACAAUGUAUAGUGACAUUGUAGUAUUUUUUCUCACUCAUUUCCAGACAACUGUACACACCUCUGCUCCAUUACGAAAUCUUUUUUUUACAGAUGUCUAGAAAAAUGGAGGAAUGUGAUUCUUUCAGCCCUUUUUGUACAGAUUUCAAGCACAUCGCUCUAUUUAUAGAAACACGUUGGAAGUGCGGGGCAGUUUGUUUCAGCCCCGCUGUGACGUACAAGGUCAUUUUUUUGGUCCACAAAGGAACGGCUUUAACAUGCCUCCUUAUAGCCAAUAGUUUAAAUCAAACCGAGAACGUUUCAAAUGCAAUUUGCUGAUCUGAUCAAUGUAUUUAUUACUGCAUUUGUGUAUUUAUUGUUUUCACCUUUUUUCUUUUCUCUCUAUUUAUUUGGUUAUUUAUUUAUGCUAUCUAUAUACUGUAAGUAUUUAUUUAACGAUGCUCUGUAUGUCUGUGUGAAACUGAAGACUUUUUCUGAUGGGCACUUUUAGCUGUAGAAUCCCAUCGUAAUACCAAAGAUUAACAUUGCCUCCCUGAAUGUACGGCCUGAAUCCCUAAACCCAGUACCCCCCGAUCCAGCCCAACCCACCCAGUGAUGUUACGUAUCUCUCUCUAUCUUCAAGGCCUGGCCUUUGUUUUUUUGUUUUCUUCCUUUUGUAGAAUAACGGGGAUUUCUUUACUCUUGCAAAUGUCUCUGCGGUCAGCUCUUAAUGCCAAGGCCAAAGCUUGUUUGAAUGUUGUGAUAAUAUUUAUAAUUAAUAAUACUAUGAAUAAUACCAAUAAUAAUAAUAAUAAUGAUGACGAUUAUGAUGUGGCAUCCCAUAGGUUCACAGGUUGCUUGUAAAGUUGUGUUCAGACCAAUGCCAUCUGACGGAGUGUGUAAAGUGUCCAGGGACCCCACUUAAAGCGCCGUCUUGAAGGCCUCGUAGAGUGCGCGUCCUUCAGGGUCACAUGCAAACAUGCGUACUUGUGUGUCUGCCUGGGGGAAAUGCAUGGUUGUGACCUCCGCCCAUCUCCCCUCCACCCCAGUGCAGUGCAGACACUGCUGUCUAUGUCCAAGUCAGUGUGAUCUCACCGUCCUCCCACAUGCCAAGCCCUUCUGCCAGUUGUCUCAGUUCCAAGGGGGAUUCUUAGGGUUUGUUCCUUAACCAUUGUUAAACUCAUCUUCAGGUGAUCUUGGGUCUUUGUUCCUGGUGUUCUGCUGUUGUUAAGGUGCGUUCCUCAUCUUCUGGAAAUCUUGAGUUUAUUGCCAGAGGUUCUGAUGGACUUAGGGAUUUGUUCCUGGCCUUUUUAGGGUCUCAGGGUUUGUCCCUGGCCUUCUGGAGUUCUUCUGAUUUGUUUCUCAUCUUCUAAGGAUAUCUGAUUUUGUUAUGAGGCCUCUUAGGCUUGUAGACUUUGUCCCUGAACUUCUAGGGGUCUAAGAGUUCAUUCCUCAUCUUGUAAGAAUCUUUGAUUUUGUUGCAAGGCUUCUGGGACUUGUAGGGCUUGUCCCUUGCAGGGCACAGGGGUCAGUUCCUGAGUAUAUGGGGUUCUUGGAGGCGUUUUUUUUUCCAGACUCUCUUGAGAUUCUUAGGGUUCCCCCUAACAACUUGCACAAACACAAGUGAUUUGAUUUGCCAGCGUUUUGCAUUGUGGAUGCCUAAAUCAGGAGAAAAUCACCUAAGAUCUGAUUCUCUGACCCCUGUGUAAAUGCUGCCAAAGAGCGGUGAGGCUUGCUUGGCCAUUUUCCAUCCUAUCUCUUUUUCUUUCUCUGUCUUUAACGUUGGAAGGGGGCGGAUUGCCGGGGCCCCCUUCACAGCGUGCACUUGAAAGACGGGCGGUCAUGAAAGAGGCCAUCGACUUUUUCACAGACUUCAAAGGGGAGGCUUUUUUCAUCCCGUCUUCUCUCUGGGUAUCUGGUCUGGGGUCCGCUCUCGGCCAGACCUGUGGGCUUUAGGGGGCAUUCAAAGGGGGCGGGGGGAGAUCAGAGAGGAGGCUGAAUCAUCCAGAAUGAGGAUGGUGGUAGUGGUGUGUGUGUGUGUGUGUGUUGGGGAGUGGGGGGGUGGUGGUUGUUUGAGGAAUAGGAGGUGUUGGAGUAGUAGGGCAUGGAGCUGAAUUAAACUUUAAUGAGCAACAAUUGUAAGCAUGCUGAGAGCAAAGGGGGGCGGUGGUGGGUGUGUGCGGUUGAGUCUGUACAGGAGUGGUGGUGGUUGGGGGGGGGGGGGGGAAUAAAAAAUAAAAGAGCUUGGAGACUCCUCUGCUGACCCCUGCUCACUACUGUCAUUGUAUCAAAGCUGAGGUGACACCUUUCAGGUUUCUCUUUGUCUCUCUGACUGGGAGCCUAAAAUGGAGACAGAGCUUUUUGUAUUGAGCCACCUUCUGCUCCUGUCAAGCGGGGAAGCUCUUCCCUUUCUGUACAGAGGCGAUGGAGGGAGGAAGAGAGGGAGGAGUGAAUUCAGUCGGCUGCUGCUGCAGGUGAUCUGCAUUGCCAUCUUAGCCUGCGGCACCCCCUAGUGGCUUUUUAUAGAAACUUGACCCUGAAACAAGCCAAGGCCAUCGCAGAGCAAUUCUGAGGGUAGUGGAAAUAAUGAAAUAGCAUAACUGAAAGCUGAUAUAUUACUUUCAGAAUUAAAAAAAAAGAAAAAGAGAAAAAAAAGUUUUUUGAUAUGUUUAAACCAACAAAACAACCAAAGAUUGAUGGGUAACUGCUGAAUCAUUAUGUAUCAUGGGUAGUUUUAGCAGUUCCCUAUCAGAGCUACCGUAGCACUCAGAGGAUUCAAAAAAUAAAAGCACCAGUGGGAUUCCGCGUGCUGAUUAUUUAUGUUUGCAUAAAACAGUAUUAUGUUGAGCUGGAACUGAGAAACUGACAUGAGGCAGUGUCUUCAGAUGGAAGUCUUUUGACUCUGUAAACCCAGUGUCCCCCUGUCUGUCCCCCUUUGCCCUCGCCCUCACCCCCUGUGUGUACAUGAAGACUUUACCCAUCUACCUCAACUGUGUGAGAUGUUGUGUGGCAAAGAUAUUCCUUAACCAAAGAAUCCAUCCUGUCAGGGUGUCUGUCUAACUAUCUAUCUAUCUAUCUACUAUCUAUCUAUCUUGUCUGUCCAUCCGUCUUCUUCUUCAUGCCUUUUAACUCAAAAACCAAAUGUGCUGGAAUCAAUCCGUAACAGGAGCCCCGAACGAGGCCCCCGUCCAGCCAAAGCUUUAAAAAUCCAGUAUGCUAGAGUGUCCCAUUGAUCCAUUUUCUGUAUAUAAAUAAAAAUCAUUCUCAAGACCAAAAAAAAAAAAAAAAAAGGAGGUGACAAUCCAAGCAAGGAGGAUCUUGCUGUAAUCAACGUUGCCUAUUCCUUGUUUUUCCGAAAUCUAGAAUCGUGUGACAUGCUGUAACAGAAAAGCCCAAGAAUCAAGCACUCAUCCCAAAAUAAAAUAAAGGUCGGAGGAGACAGAAGCUAUUUUUCCACAUUUGUAAGCCACCCCUCCCACCCCUGUUUUUUCCAACAUGUUUAGUGUAGUUGAAAUACUGUUUGAUCCCACUGUUGUAAGUAGGAAUUAAUGAAAUCCAUACAAAAAGCUUUAAACGGGGAAGAGCUGAGGGAAAUAUUAUAUUUGACUGAGUCUGAGUUUCCUCAGCUUGGACUCGACCCACCAUGCUUUAUCGUGCCAUUCUUGUCCAUGUGUUAGACUUACUAAUGAAUGUGGCUAACCAACCAAAGGCUUUAAGAAGAAAAAAAAAAUACACAACACUUUAAACGUCAAUCAUGGUGGGACAUUUUGUAUCAACAACUAAAGAAAAUCCCUUUGAAUACCUCAUGUGAAAAUUGUUUGUUGUGAUGUUGCACUAAAAAAAUAAAAAUGACUCAUUUGUAA
Larimichthys crocea (large yellow croaker) is the source of this 7226-nucleotide messenger RNA. RefSeq names its product one cut domain, family member, like (gene onecutl). Lineage: Eukaryota; Metazoa; Chordata; Actinopteri; Sciaenidae. Bases 925 to 2274 code for a protein of 449 amino acids. The record is from RefSeq and is a predicted model, not a curated record. The transcript is spliced from 3 exons. Gene Ontology annotation, biological process: regulation of transcription by RNA polymerase II. Gene Ontology annotation, cellular component: nucleus. Gene Ontology annotation, molecular function: DNA-binding transcription factor activity, RNA polymerase II-specific; RNA polymerase II cis-regulatory region sequence-specific DNA binding.